Capronia coronata CBS 617.96 is the source of this 342-nucleotide messenger RNA. Its product is annotated as F-type H+-transporting ATPase subunit delta. Gene Ontology annotation, molecular function: proton-transporting ATP synthase activity, rotational mechanism. The record is from RefSeq and is a predicted model, not a curated record. The transcript is spliced from 3 exons. Lineage: Eukaryota; Fungi; Ascomycota; Eurotiomycetes; Chaetothyriales; Herpotrichiellaceae. The coding region runs from base 1 to 342 and encodes 113 amino acids. Gene Ontology annotation, biological process: proton motive force-driven ATP synthesis.
AUGGGUAUUCUGGCCCAGCACGUCCCGUCCAUUGAGCAAUUGAAGCCUGGCUUGAUCGAAAUCAUUGAAGAGAGCGGUGGAAACAAACAAUUUUUCCUUUCUGGAGGGUUUGCCAUUGUCCAGCCCAACUCGCACUUGACCAUAAACGCCGUGGAAGGUUUCCCGCUGGAAGACUUCAGCGAAGAGGCUGUCAGAUCACAAAUCGCCGAAGCCCAAAAGAUUGCCAGCGGCAACGGAAGUGAGCAGGAUAUCGCCGAGGCGAAGAUCGAGCUUGAGGUAAUGAAGAACCCUCAUGCGGCGGCCGAACAGGUUCUUGAAUCAUUGCAGGCAGCAAUGAAAUAA